Molecule: messenger RNA, 3757 nt
Organism: Paralichthys olivaceus (Japanese flounder)
Lineage: Eukaryota; Metazoa; Chordata; Actinopteri; Pleuronectiformes; Paralichthyidae
Gene: bpnt2
Product: 3'(2'), 5'-bisphosphate nucleotidase 2
Biological process (GO): phosphatidylinositol phosphate biosynthetic process
Cellular component (GO): endomembrane system
Molecular function (GO): 3'-nucleotidase activity
Source: RefSeq, a predicted model, not a curated record
CAGCACGCGCGUACAGGGACGUUGACCCGGAAGUGAAGCGGUGCGGCUGUGACCUCCGCUGUGUACGUGAGGAGGAGAGAUGAGUGAACAGAGGAGGGCUUGUUCUUCAUCUCUACCUGCGAACACGCGACUGUGACCGUGAACAGGGACACCAGGAGCAGCCACACUCCCCGGAGCGGAAUGUUACUGCAGACAUGACGCCACUGUCAGCGGAGGAGGACGACGGACGAAGCUAAGCGGCUCGACUCCAGCUUAUUGUCCCGUGUGUUUGUGUUUGACACUGUGUGUUAGUGUGUGUGUGUGUGUGUGUGUGUGUCUCCUCCUCAUGACAGUCUGCUCCUCUGUGUGAAACCCACCUGCUGGCGUAAAGCAGAUGUUAGCCGUGUUCGCUCCGUUAGCCUGUGACACGUCAACCUAGCCAACAUCUUCCUCCCGCUGCACGCUCAGCUCCUCUGGACGCGUGUCUCUGGGUCUCCGGUGUUCAAACUUCGGAGGGGUGCCUCUCUGGAGCCAUGGCCCCGAUGGGUAUCCGGCUGUCCCCGCUCGGUGUGGGGGUGUUUCUCCUGAUAGGAUUCGGUGUCAUCUAUCACCUGUACGCCGGGGUCAUCUCCAGCCGCCUGGCUGCUUUCAGACAGAAGAGAAACGUAGAUCUGAGGGACCUGCUGGCGGUCUCAGUGGAGGCGGCUGUACUUGGUGGCAGAGAGGUGAAGAAGAUUCGUGAUGAAAACGGCCUGAAGGAGAAGUCAAAGGGGAAGACGAAGGAAGGAGCCAGUGAGCUGCUGACCAUGGGUGACCUGCAGUCCCACAGGAAGAUGUAUAACCUCAUAAAGAACAGCUUCCCUGAAGUCACGGUGAACAGUGAGGAACAUGACAACAUGGUGGAUAAGGAAGCAACCUGGAGCCGGGACAUUCCAGCUGACAUACUAGACAAGAUAGCCGGAGGCAAGGAAGUUUCUCCUGAUAGCGUCACAGUGUGGAUCGAUCCUCUAGACGCCACACAGGAAUAUACAGAGAACCUUGUUCAGUAUGUGACCACAAUGGUGUGUGUGGCAGUCGACGGUAAACCAGUCGUCGGGGUCAUACACCAGCCAUUCACUGGGUUCACUGCCUGGGCAGUUGUGGGUCAGGGAUCUAAUAUGUAUCCCCGCUCGUCCUAUAGCAUCAGCCCUCCAAGUGUGAUUGUGUCACGUUCCCACUCUGGAAAGGUCAAGAGUUAUAUUCAUGAUGCUUUUGGAAACAGCACAACAAUCACAGAAGCUGGUGGAGCAGGAUAUAAGGUUCUGGCACUCGUGGAGAUGCCAGUACAAGAAAAGGCCUCUAUGGACCAGGCAGAUGUUUACGUCCACAUCACCUUCAUUAAGAAAUGGGACAUCUGUGCUGGUGCAGCUCUACUGAAGACAUUGGGAGGCCACAUGACGACCCUGAAGGGAGAGGACAUUGACUACAGUGGAGAUCCACUCAACAAAGGAGGACUGGUGGCCAGCGUGGGGGUGGACCACAAGGCCAUCCUGGAGAGACUACCCACCUGGGACCCUGAGAAGCACUGAAACACACAAACCAAGAGCCAGUGGUUGUGCUGCCAGGAUGUGAUAAGUGGCAGCCCUUUUUCUUUCAACUAGGAUUGGUCUGGAAACAUUAAACAGUUCUUCACAAUGUCAUCGUCGUGGGUCAGCAAACAUCUACUCGUCAGAUGAUUGGAGUCACUGUCCAUUAAGCAGGACUGUGGAACUGAAGACUGGCUCUGACUACUUCUCCACACAUACUGUACAUACAUGCAGCAUCUUCCUCUUCACGUGCUCACACAGUGAACACUGGACAACAGCUGCCAUCCCAGAAUGCCUUCACUUCAUGGUCAGAGGACAACAGGAUGACUAAUGUGAAGAGUUUAAACUGAGGAGCACAAUAUUGAAUACAACAAACCCUUUGGAUUGAAAGAUGAGUUACUUAUCAUUUUAUCAAGUCCCAUUGUCAUCACAGCAUCACCAGGUCAUGAAUGUGAGUCUGAGAAAAUGUUUGCAAAAAAGUGAUAACUGAUAAUAUCAUAGCAAAGCCCAACUUUAUCAAGUUACUAAUUUUGCUAAACUACAACCAAACAGUUCACUGCAAAAAACUUUCUAUUACAAAUGAAUAAAGAUGAAUCCCAGGUUGUUGGGAAUGAGAUGUGGGUUUUUUCUUGGGCUCAUGAAACAGACUUUAUAGCUUGAGUGAAUCACGACAAUUAAAAGUUUGAUGACAACAAUGUCCUUCUUUACUCUCCCCUUUUCUGCUGCAGUUUUGAUCUGAUGGGUAAAAGAAACAUACAGCAAGUCCCGUGCAGGGUCAACUCUGGGAGAAUACUUUUAUGUUUUAGUCAUUUUGGUUUGUGGGUCAAAAAUAAUAUAUCAGCAGUGUGUGAUGACGAGGAGAUGGAUCCUUGUGUUGGUGUUGUUUAUUUGUGUCACGUUAUCGUCUGCUCUUUCCCUCCACUGCUGCCAUGUUUCAGAGAUGUAGGCAAGACAGACCACAUAAAACAUUGUGACACCAAGCAACACAUUGGAAGUGUUUUUGUGUCACAACACAUUCAAUUCGAUUGAAUCAAAUUGAGUUUUCCCAUCACCUGUUACUGCCUUUUCACCUGAGGAUGAUAAAAAUCUAUUCUCAGGUAUCCCAUUAUGUUUCCCUAACUCUCCCUGGCUGAGUGCGUGCAAGAACGAUGAUGAUGAUGAUGAUGAUGAUGGCAAAGUGUUUAUUGAAGCCUUCUACUGAGCAGAGGUCUAAUUAGUCAGAACAACUUAAAAAACACCCAUGAAGUUUCUAUUUGUUGUAUUUUAUCAAACCACCACCAUCACAUAUCCAUUACAAACUGUUGUGCUUGGUUGGACUAUUCGAUGUCUUUCCUGUCCACAGACUGGUCCCAUUCCCUAUGUCCCAUUCACACAAUCUCAGUCAAGAAGAGACAUGUGAAAUGUCCUGUUGAGGACUGUCUUUAACGAUCUGGAAUGGAACCUCUCUUCUGUUUCCAGCUUCCUGUCUAACUGAAUAACGUACUGUGGGCUAUCACAACCAGUCACACAUCUCUCCCUGCUCGUAAUAUUCCAUUGGAGACUGGACUCUACACUGUGUACAUUGUGUACUUGCAUGGUUGUGAUCACUUUUCACAGCACAGAAAAUGUCUUCUGGCUCGAUCGGCCUCUCUUUCUGAGGACAGUGGGUCUUUGUACUGUCUGUCCUGCGUGUCUGUGUGUUUAAACUGGCACUUGUACAGCAAAUAUUUCCAUUGUGUUAAAAAACAAACUCAGACAUGAAGUUGGUUGUGUUACUUUUGCCGUGAAACCAUGUGAAAUUUAAACUCAUCUCAAUUUCUUGAAGAUAGGAGUGACUUGUUUCAUGUUCUGUUUGUCUCAGCACCCUGUGUGUUGUUAAAAACCUUGUAUAGAUAUAAAACAAAUAUGUGUCGAGGGUUAAAUACUCAGAACGUGUUCUGCCACCGACUGAAGAUUAUGAUAGAUAAUGAGGAGGAGGAGGAGAAGCUGUCAGAAAGAUAAAGACCUGUCUGGAUGACGUGGCUCAAUUCAAAGAGGUCAGCAGCUUCGGUGUCACAGGUGGAGCUGUCGGGAGUUUGUGUGCCAAGCUUCAGUUUAAGAUUUGAGUGCCUUUAAUCUGCACAACAUUGAUGAUGGAUGAGGACGUUGGCCACAGCUCUCAGCAUGAUUUCUUUAGGUUUUGCUUUGAUAACAAUGAAUGAUAAACAAUUAAACUGUUCCCAGUGACAUUGAAA